Messenger RNA from Penicillium longicatenatum, 360 nucleotides. Its product is annotated as serine palmitoyltransferase small subunit family protein. Lineage: Eukaryota; Fungi; Ascomycota; Eurotiomycetes; Eurotiales; Aspergillaceae. The record is from RefSeq and is a predicted model, not a curated record. Bases 1 to 360 code for a protein of 119 amino acids. The transcript is spliced from 2 exons.
AUGGGUUCUAUUCUCUGGCUGAUCAGCAGUUUCGUCCGCUGGGUGCGUAUGAAGAUUUAUCAGUACGAGGUCACAUUCGCCAUUUACAUGCUUACCCCGACGGAAAAAUUCAUCUUCAACUCUCUCCUUCUCACCCUGAUCACUAUGAUCGCCACUGGAAUCUACGUCUACCUCCCUAACCACCUCCGCACGAUCUACGGCCACAUGUACUACUACGCCGUUGGCGAACGGCCAUUCAUCUCCUCCAGACUCACAUCCAUGAGCGCGGUAUUCGGCGAAGCGACGGAGACUCUCGACGUGAUGUACCAAACAGCCAAGAGCGCGGCUGCGGCGACGACACAGCACUUGGGCGAGUUGUAA